Molecule: messenger RNA, 3035 nt
Organism: Helicoverpa armigera (cotton bollworm)
Lineage: Eukaryota; Metazoa; Arthropoda; Insecta; Lepidoptera; Noctuidae
Product: nucleolar protein 14 homolog
Exons: 10
Coding region: 92-2989 (965 amino acids)
Biological process (GO): maturation of SSU-rRNA
Cellular component (GO): small-subunit processome; nucleolus; Noc4p-Nop14p complex
Source: RefSeq, a predicted model, not a curated record
CACCUUGAAUUUCAGUGGAGUUCAGUAGACCACAGCAAGAUUUAUUUUGUUAAUUUUUUUAAAAUAAAGUAUAUAAGUGUGGUAUAUUAAAAUGGCGAAAGUGAAAAAUAAGAGAAAUUCUGGUCUCGCUGACAAAGUUCACAACAAAAGGAAGACAGAAAUUAACAAGAAAAAGAUGAAUCCAUUCGAAGUUCAUAUUAACAGAGAGAAAUUGAAGGUUUUGGGCAAAAAGUCGAAGCAUGACAGGGGAUUGCCUGGUGUUUCUCGAGCUAAAGCUAUACAGAAGAGAAAAGAGACGUUAGGAACAGAAAUGAAGUUGAUGCACAAAACAAACGCGUUUAUUGACCGACGUAUCGGAGAGAAGGACACUCAGUUGUCGGCUGAAGACCGCAUGGUGGCCAGAUUUGCGGCCGAGAGAGCUAAACAACACAACAAGAAGAAUAUCUACAAUCUAGCUGACGAUGAGGUUUUGACGCACAGAGGCCAAACACUGGAGCAGAUAGAAAAGUUUGAUGAUCCCAGAUCUGAUGAUGAAGAAGAUGAAGAUGGCAGGAAGUUUGGUGGACUAGGAGAUGAUUUCGUAGCAGAAGGCCACUUUGGUGGUGGAAUGCUAACCAAAACAGACUCAAAGGACGGAGCGAAAUCACACAAGGACUUAAUAGAGCAGCUGAUAGCCGAAUCAAAGAAAAGAAAAGCAGAGAAACAGAAAGAAAAAGAACAAACGCUAGAUUUGACAGAGAAAUUGGAUACAGAGUGGAAAGAUCUCCAACCAGUUGUGUUUAAGAAAAUGAGAACAGAAGAGAAAGAGUCAGCAAUUGAGAAGUUAUUGAGUCAAGCGGAGAAGAAGAGUAUGGAUUACGAUAAAAUGAUGAGGGAAUUGAAAUUUGAGAAAAGAGGCACUCCUUCAGAUGGUUUGAAGAACGAUGAAAAGCAAGCUAAAGAAGAGUUAGCGCGAUUGGAACAACUGGAGAAGGAGAGGCAAUUGAGAAUGAUGGGUGAUUCAGAGAAGGUUGUGGUCAAAGCUCAGCAGACUGCUACUAAACAUAGAUCUGCAGAAGACUUGGACGAUAAUUUCGAGCUGGACAAUGAACAUGACUUCAUGUUGGCUUAUGAUAAAGAUGGAAAGCCUUUAGUGCCUGAAAAUGUGCUGAAAGAUUUUUCAGUUCCAAACGCAAAGCCGAAAUUUGACGAUGGCAUAUCAGACACUUCUGAUGAAGAUGAUGAAGGGAAAGACGCCAGUGAUGAUGAUGAUGAUGAUGACGACAAUAAUGAUGAAAACGGGAAUGAUUCUGAAGCUGAAUCUAAUGACGGCAGUGACGAUAGUGAUGACGAAGAAAAAACAACAAAUAAAAGAGUUAAAUUAAUAUCUAAUAACAAACAUGGCGACUCUGAUUCAGAUGAAGAAUCUAGUGAUGAUGAAAAACCAGAAAUAAAAACUAAACCUAAAGAUAAAGCCAAACCAGUAGAAAAGAAUAUUAAAAAGCAAGAUAAUAAAACUGUAAAUAAAGAUGAUGAUAAAACAAUACUGUUUCAAAAUUCAAAAGAUGAUGAUGAAUCUGGAGAAGAUGAAGAAAGUAGUGAAGAAGAAAGUGGUAGUGAGGAAGAUGGGGAAGGAAAUGAAAUAGACUUGAAUGAUUUGAAGGAUUUAAAGGAAUCUGAUGUUGAGAGUGAUGAUGAAGUUUUGGAAGAUGUGGAGAAUAUUGGGUCUUUCUUUGAUUUUAAGGCUGGAGAAGCUGAUAAAUUAAAGGAACUCCUAACUGGUAAAACACCGGCCCAACAAUCCAGUGCCUUACAAAGUCUUAUAAAAAGUUACGAUCCAAGUCUCGCAGAAAAUAACAAAGAUAAACUAAGCAAACUCUUUGCGUACAUGCUACAGUACAUAAACGAUAUAUUCACUAAUUUAAAAGAAGAAAGUGACGUUAUCAAAUCUUUUCUUAUUUUUGACAGAUUAGCCCCACAUUUCUAUGAUUUAGCCCACACAAAUAAAGUGUCAACAAAGAAAUAUAUUGUAGAACUAUUAAAAGAAAAAUACGGUAAUUUCAAAAAGAGACAAAAACGUGUCCCAGAUAUGGAUACGUUGAUAUUUUUCAAAUUAAUAUCUAUAUUGUAUCCGACGUCGGAUUUCCGACAUCCAGUUACGACGCCAUCUUUGAUUUUCAUGUCAGAAAUCUUAACUUAUUGUAGGUUUAACGACGCGUAUUCUUUAUCAAGAGGUUUAUUUGUUACCACAUUAAUUUUAGAAUAUACAAUGCUAUCGAAAAGAUUAGUGCCAGCAGCUAUUAAUUUUCUACGAGGCAUUUUAUAUUUAAGCGCGAAUACUUCCAUUUUAAAUCCAAUACAAGUUGUCCCGCCUUUUAGAUUACACAAAGAUUCAAAUCUUUUGAAUUUAGAAGAGAACUGUUCUAAAAAAGAUGUCGAUAGCAAGAUGGCGGCUCGCGAUUUGACUCUAACAGAAUUGAACGAUGAUUUCAAAAUACGUAUUCUAUCAUCAAGUAUGGGGAUUUUAAAAGAAUUUUUCGACUAUUUCAAUGAUAUAGAGGCCCAAGUUUAUUUAUUUGAACCACAUUUAAGGUUAAUAGGUAGGAUUGAUUUGGAUAUGUACCCGAUUAAAGUAGCGCAUAGAGUAAAUCAGAUUGUUAAGUAUAUGAGGGCUGGAUUAGAGGUGAAAACGUUUACGCCUCUGUGCAGAGAGAAAAAGAGGCCGAAGGCUUUGAGGCUGUAUGAGCCAGAUAUACAAGAAGUUUUCACCGGCAGCAAGAGUUCUAAACUAUCUCGCGAACAGGCAGAAUCCCAACGUCUUAAGACUAAGUACAAGAAGGAAAUGAAGGGCGCACUCAGAGAGAUCAGACGCGACAAGUCCUACAUCGGUUCUGUUAAAAUACGACAGAAGAUUCAUAGCGACAACAUAAGAAGAGAGAAGGUGAAACAGAUAUACAAGGACGCGUCAAUACAGCAAGGAGAGCUCAACAAAAUAAAACGCGGGAAAUGAUAAUAUCUGUCUGUAUAUUUGUUAAAUAAAAUUAACUUGAACUAUA